Messenger RNA from Bicyclus anynana (squinting bush brown), 1444 nucleotides. It is a transcript of the gene H2ax-l, whose product is annotated as late histone H2A.2.2. The record is from RefSeq and is a predicted model, not a curated record. The transcript is spliced from 3 exons. Gene Ontology annotation, molecular function: protein heterodimerization activity; structural constituent of chromatin; DNA binding. NCBI's taxonomy places the organism in Eukaryota, Metazoa, Arthropoda, Insecta, Lepidoptera, Nymphalidae. Gene Ontology annotation, cellular component: nucleosome. The coding region runs from base 132 to 551 and encodes 139 amino acids.
CGGCAAGAAGUGUCAAAACUCAAACGAUAAACACAAAUAACUUUGAUUUUGAAUUUGAGUUUUUAUUCGAUAUUGUGAAAUUUUUGACCUGUGUUUUAUCAUAAUUGUUGGAAAAAUAUUGUUUCUGGAAAAUGCCUGGUCGAGGUAAUACAGCGAAGAACAAAAGUAAAUCUAAAACACGCAGUACUCGCGCUGGACUUACUUUUCCUGUUGGAAGGGUGCACAGGUUCCUUCGUAAAGGGAAAUAUGCGCCUCGCGUCGGAGGCGGUUCUGCUGUAUAUUUGACUGCUGUACUGGAGUACUUGUCUGCCGAAAUACUAGAACUUGCUGCGAAGGCUGCUACAGAUAAUGGUAGAUCCAGGAUAUUACCAAGGCAUAUAAUGUUGGCAGUGGGAAAUGAUGAUGAACUGGACAAAAUGCUCGGCAGUGUCACCAUACCUCAAGGUGGAGUCAUGCCUAAGAUUCAUGCACAACUUUUGCCGAAAAAAACUAAGAACAGUGGUAAGGAGCCCGCCAAAGGUAGUUCAAAUACUUUAAGUCAAGAAUACUGAAUAGAAUAUAUUUUCUUUUGUAUACAUAUUAAGUGCCAGUUAUUUUGAGAGAAAUGCCUUAUUCUAUAUUAAGGUCAAUCACAAUCUAUCGAGAUUCAUCACUAAGUUUUUGAAAAUAUCAAUAUGUAAUAAAGAGCAAAAAAAGAAGGAAAAGAAGAAACCAUGGCUAAAUUAAGCAUUUUUACUAAAAGUCUACCACAUGUGUUACAGAGACAGAGUUGAAAUAGAGCUCCCAAUGCUACAAAAGAGCAAUUUUUUAGGUUUUGUAGCAGUUUUCAAUUGUUCAACAUUAAAUAUUAUCUUUUUCUCAUAUCAAUAUAAUAAUUUAUGGUUGUGUUGUGUUGCAGAUCUUAGGCUUACUAUUCAAACCUGGUUCUAAUGUUUACAUAUUUAAAUUAGUUUACAGUUUAUAUUAAGAAGUAAGUUAUCAUCUGAAUAAUUCUUCUUAAAAAAAGGGGAUCUGCAUUUUUUGAAGUACUUUUCAGAUAACAUGGGUACUAUUAUAGUGAAGCGGCAAACUUUCAUGAGUGAAACAAAAUGUCACUGUACCCAUGCUGUCUGAAAAACACUAUAGUUGUUAUUUAUGAAAUUAUGAAGAUUUUAGUACAUAACUUGUAUGUGAUUUUUAAUAUAAAUUUUUAAGUAAAUAGUAGUACCAAUUUACUGCAAAAUUAGGUCAGUUAAGAUUAAGCAUUUGAUUAUAGAAUUACAAUACUUUUUUGUUUACUAUUGAUUUAUUUCUUUUUAAGUGUAUAUUAAACUGUAAUAUGUAUUGUGUUUAAAAUGGUUUUUCCAUUAAAAUAUUUUUUUAUGUACCUUAUUAUAAACUUUUGUAUUGCAUUCAUUACAAUGAUUAUUAUUAUUAUUAUAAUACUUGAGUUUUACAAUAAAAA